This is a messenger RNA of Saccharomyces eubayanus, 948 nucleotides long. It is a transcript of the gene ALE2, whose product is annotated as Ale2p. The record is from RefSeq and is a predicted model, not a curated record. Gene Ontology annotation, cellular component: membrane; endoplasmic reticulum. The transcript has a single exon. The coding region runs from base 1 to 948 and encodes 315 amino acids. NCBI's taxonomy places the organism in Eukaryota, Fungi, Ascomycota, Saccharomycetes, Saccharomycetales, Saccharomycetaceae. Gene Ontology annotation, biological process: lipid homeostasis.
AUGAAUGUCCUAUUGACGCUUCCUCAGCCGGAAUUAUUUAAGACGACGGUGAUUCCGUGUUUGGUGAAACACAAUCUGAUCAAGUCGGAAGCAAUUCUCUCCAACUUACAUUCGAUUUUUUACGUCGCUAUAUUUUACCAUAUCUGGUUCCUUUUCGGUAAGUGGAUCCUAUUCCCACCGCUGGUUAGAUGGAAACUGAACUACGAUCAAGUGCAUGGCGAAAAGAAAGAUGAGAAGGUUAGUCCUGAACGUCAAGCUCAACAUUACAAGAAGAAAAGCACCUCUUUGAUCAACCAAAGUUCCGUUCACUUGAUAUCUCUUCUACAAAGCAUAGUGGUUUUAUACUACUCAUUGAAGUUCUUACUAGAUCCAAAGGCGUCAGCCGAGCCCUAUCAAACUUCACAUUCUCGAGUAUUUGCAGAAACCAGAGACACCCAAGUCAUCUGUAUUUUCGCCAUUGGUUACUUCGUUUGGGACAUUUACAUCUCCACCAUGUAUUCCACCUUUCCCUUUGUUGUCCACGGAAUCAUCUCCACAGUGGUGUUCUGCAUCGGAUUGAAACCGUACAUCCAGUACUAUGCUCCUGUGUUCUUGAUGUUCGAAUUGUCGAACCCCUCCUUGAACUUCAGAUGGUUCGGUAUCAAAUUCUUACCCCACAAAAGUAAAUUCUGCUCCUUAAUGCUGCUGCUGAACAAUAUGGCCCUCAUGGUCAUCUUCUUCGUGGCCAGAAUCGCCUGGGGGUGGUACCAAAUUGGGAAGCUAUCCUACGACUUCUACCAGGUGCGCAACGAACCCGGAUUUGCUGUCUUCGACACCAUCGUCAUCCUCGCAGGUAAUUUUGUCCUGGACGUCUUAAACGUAAUCUGGUUCUCUACCAUGGUCUCUGUAGCUGCAAAGGUCUUUAAGAAGGGGAAAGCCGAAGACAAAGUCACUAAGACUGAGAAAUGA